This is a messenger RNA of Medioppia subpectinata, 101 nucleotides long. Lineage: Eukaryota; Metazoa; Arthropoda; Arachnida; Sarcoptiformes; Oppiidae. The record is from the annotation of a GenBank genome assembly.
GAAUGGGUUCCCCUCAUCAUUCAACGGGAAAUAUGGUUUCAUUCGCUAUAAGAUUGAGGCAAUUCUACACAAAGACUGGGAUUUAUUUCGGAAGGAAGUGA